Molecule: messenger RNA, 1947 nt
Organism: Peniophora sp. CBMAI 1063
Lineage: Eukaryota; Fungi; Basidiomycota; Agaricomycetes; Russulales; Peniophoraceae
Source: the annotation of a GenBank genome assembly
AUGUCCGAAGUUCGCACUGCCUCUCUCAGAUUUACAGACUUGCCAGCGGAGCUGGUCUCGCUUGUCUUAUACUGGGCACAGCUCUCUUGGCACGAGGAGCACUUUUCCGCACAAGCGCCGUACAUUGGGCUCCCGUACACUGGGCUCCGGCGGUAUCGGGUUCCGCAGCCUGCAUCUACCUUACUUCCGUGCUGCAACGGCAAGCAACAAGACUUCGGCGGGUGCAGCUGCAUCAAGUUGCCUUUGGGCCUCCCUUCGGCACUACCAUCGCCUGCUUACAGGGCAGCUCAGGUGUCCAAACGCUUGCGCGCCGUGCUCCUCGAGGAUACCAACAUUUGGCAGCUUGACAACACCUUGUAUAAGGCGGUUGCUACUCGCUCCCAGCCGGAAAUUGCUUCAGAUGGCCGCAGCAUCGUGGAUCCCGGCGCGCGUAGCCUGAUCGCGGUCGACGUCUGCACAUGUGUGCUUCCCGGUGUAAUGCCCUUCUACUCUAGUCUCGUACGCGUCAAACUCCGGGUGCCUUGGUCCUCAGAGAUACGACAAUUCCUUCAAGAUCAGGCGGGGCGUGGGGACAGUCCCUUGCGUUACUUUGACCUCGAGGCCCUCGAUCCCAACACGGAGCAAGUCGAGGUCGGACCACGUCAUGUGAUGCAGGCUCUAGAGAGCACCGGGCUGCUCGUCAGCCGCUUUUCCCGUGGCAAUAUCUUUUACAUCUCCAAUACCCUCACGAAUCUCAACCUCGAAAACAUCGACGAUUACAUGGAUCUUGACGACUGCUUGGAGAAGGGGUUCCGUGCAUUUGCCGGUACCCUUGAGUUUCUGACUAUAAACAUCCGCCGCGGCUUCGAAUGCACCCAGAUAGACAGCGUCUAUGACUUUCCUAGACUUUGCUACCUCCGGUUGUGCGCCCACCCCUCGUCCGCUGCUGUAGUCCUGGCUGCCAUGGUCAUGCCCCACUCCAUCGACCUGCAUUUCGAGCAGUCUGAAUCCUGGCGAUGGUACUGUCCCCGCAGAAUGCCAAAUACUUCACACGUACCCUUCUUUUCCGCCGAACAGAUCAGGAUGAGAGCGGAUUUUGUUGGCUGGAAUCCGGAGGACUUUGCGCAAAGCCUUGCCCAACCAGAGCGGACGGCGAUAAUCCACGCUGACCCGAUCGCGCCCGACCUCACAGUGGGUCUCCCCAGUCCGGGUGAAGCGAUGUGGCGCCGCUCAUCCAGAGUAAUCGGGCUGGACGUGCGCAUCGAUCCCUUCCUCGAGCCUCACCAAUUCGCAUCGACGCGCUUCCCUGAGCUGGUCAGUGUGACGUUCGCCGAGUCAGUCCGGGAGCUUCGCCCUGUCUUGCAGGACCCAGUCGGCCGCGACUGGAAAGGGAGCCUUGCUGUGCACGAAAAGACUGCUGCGCGGCGGUCUAUCACCUUCCGGGAUUCGCAGGAUGUUCACCAUGACCGCCUCCAACGGUCGCAGGCAAUGUUUCCAGAGGCAUUGCACGAUACCCUGCGAUACGUCCUUGGCUUCGUUCCCAGCCAGAGGAUUCUUGGCUCCGAACAGCAUGUUCAAGAGAUCGUGUUCGCCAAGGACAGUUGGCUGCCUGAUCAGGAUCUGGGAUACAAGUCUAUCCUGGACAGGUUCACAAAGCUGAAGGCGCUGCAUUUUGACAGCCUUCCACUUUCACCCGACGAACCUUUCACGCAUGACAUGGAGGGUCGCCUUGCUCCAGUGCAUCUCGAUGCACUGGUGUUGUAUCUGGAUCGCCCAGCGCCCGGUGGGGCUUUUCCCUGUCCAAAUUUGGAGAUCGUGCAGCUUCGAUUUCCACCGCAGACGUUGCACAGCUGGAACAUCCCGGCUUGGAGAUGGGACGAUCUAAUGAAUUCAUCACAGCGGAUCGCAGCUGGCGCAUGUAAGAUUCAUCUGACCGUAGCGGUUGAUGAGAACUUGGGGUUUCACUAG